This is a messenger RNA of Spizellomyces punctatus DAOM BR117, 487 nucleotides long. RefSeq lists its product as hypothetical. Lineage: Eukaryota; Fungi; Chytridiomycota; Chytridiomycetes; Spizellomycetales; Spizellomycetaceae. Gene Ontology annotation, cellular component: cytoplasm. The record is from RefSeq and is a predicted model, not a curated record. The transcript is spliced from 4 exons. Bases 78 to 443 code for a protein of 121 amino acids.
AUUGCAAUGUUGGACCAAGGCACAGGAUUCAAAAUAGAGAGCAUGAAUCUCAGAAAUGCCGAAACGGGCGAGAUAAUAUGGCAAGAGAUGAAUUGUGCAGGCAAGACACAAUAUCCAAUCAGGAGAAGCAUGCCACUCUUCCGGCCUCCAUUCUAACUGUUCCGUCCAUAUCUCGCGAGAUUGUAUUUUCGUCUGUGGCAUCCAUUCAAAGAUUGCAUGUCUCUCAGAAGGUUUACGUUCAUGAUGAAUGCGCUGAAGACUGGUCCUCAACCUUCGGCUUCGUAAUUCCAAAUUCGACCAACUCCUGGCAGCACACCGUUGAGGCGGACAUUGGUAGUAUGAUACCCGCUUCAGUUCUGAGCGGAAACACAAUUAUUAGGACAUCCUUUUACGAUGGAGACAUGCCUUUAUCAGAAUUCAGUGUUAGGUUAUUCUAUGUUUAAUCAACAAUAGCUAACCGCAAUAAAACAUGCACAUCAGUAUCGGA